This is a messenger RNA of Chaetomium globosum CBS 148.51, 333 nucleotides long. RefSeq lists its product as uncharacterized. Bases 1 to 333 code for a protein of 110 amino acids. The transcript has a single exon. The record is from RefSeq and is a predicted model, not a curated record. NCBI's taxonomy places the organism in Eukaryota, Fungi, Ascomycota, Sordariomycetes, Sordariales, Chaetomiaceae.
AUGAAGCUAUCCGCGGGUCUUUCGUUUCUUUCCCUCGCCGCCCUGACCAGUGCCCAGGCGCCUAUGAGCGUCUAUGGGUGCUCCGGCCGCGAUUUCACGGGAACCUGCCAAACCUUCACCUGCCCGUACCAGGACUGCUGCCAGCUGCCCAGCUUCUUCCAGACCAGCCUCGUCUCCGUCAGAUCGACCGGCUCGUACUCGUUCCGCCUCUUCACAGACGCCGGGUGCGCGUACCACUGCAACGACAAUGACAACGGCAGCCGGCUAGUCGACGCCGAAGGUUGGGGCAACAUUGGCGCGGCCGCUUAUGCGUGCGUCGACGGUCCUUACUAG